CCAACAAAGAGAAGGGGGUCCGGAGACUGUUUUAGCUGAACUGAAAUGCGUUUUUAAUCAAAUACAGUCGUUUUGGAUUUUAAAACCGCGUGUUUUUUUCAUGCGGAGCUAGUAAACUUUCUUAGGGGCGGGUUUACCCCAGUCUAUUCGCGUCAAGCAGGCGUCACCACCCCAUGUUUGGGGAGUUGGUGCGCUCCUUACCUCAAACUCAACUGGAUGGAAAUCCGUGGACACCACAAGUCCCGAGUUAUUUCUGGAGCUUUGUACUGGGCUGAAGGAGGAUAAGAAAGCGGGGGGUUACUUUUCACCAAUUGUCAUGAUAAUUGUUGUACGUAGAGAAAUAAGGAAAAAUCCUGCUGUUAUUGUCGGUUGAUGGAACUCAGUAAAAAGGUUACUCUCUGUGUCUGGGUAAAUCCUGCUUCUUGCGCUUCAACCAUCCAGAAGAGGCCAGCCGUCUGAACAGCAUGUUACCUCUGAAGAGCCCUGUUUCACCCCUGGGCUACAGCACAGACUAUCUGAAGUUUAGUAGUGACUACAGACAUGGGGAGGUAGGAGGGGCCAGCAGCGCCAGAGGGAUGCGCUCAGCCUCAGAGCUCUGUGAUUUGAUGGACACCUUACAACGCAAGAAGAUCGCCCUGGAGACAAGCCUGAGAGCCAACGGGGACGCUAGGCCCUCCUACUUCAGUAUGACACAGUCUCCACCCACCACGCCUGUGACCUCACCCACCUCGAUGUGGUCAGCCUAUCAGGAACAGGCUAGGCGUUUCUACGGCUCUGAUCGUCCUCCUCUCUCUGGCAAAGCUGCCGCCCCUCGCUCCCCCUCUCGGCGCUCAGACCCCCCUUCCUCCCGAACCUCCGUGACCCGGAAACAAUCCUACCAAUCACAGGACAGUCUGCUCAUCUCCCCUGGCAAUGGACGACACCCACUAAACCCAAACUCCUCCCCCCUGUUGUCGAUGCGGAACGGUGGAGGUUCCUCUAACUCAGUGGCCGGUGGUGAUAGCCUCUCCUCUCCUCCACCCUCAUCCCUCUUUCCAACUAGUGGAGCAGCCAGCAUGCCCUCCAGCCCCCGCCUGGGACUCCGAAGCCACGGCAACCAUGAGCCGGUGCCUAGCAACCGAACCAGGAAGUACUCUGCAGGGUCUAUAGGCGGCAUAAUGGAAAGUCACAGCCGCUCACUGCCCCGCCUCUGCCCCUCAUCAUCACCUCGUUCCCAUGACAACAGAGCCCUGGACCUGUUUUCCCUCCCCCUGACCUCUAAUCCUCUACGCAACUCCUCUCACAACAAUAGCCAAAACCACACCACAAACAACAACUACAACCAUAACCAAAUCACUAACUUCACCUACAGCCAGGCCCAAAACAUGAACCGGAACCAAGGAGAGGGGGUGGAAUCAAUCUCUCUCUCCAUCCCUGAGUCUCCCACCCAGGCCCCUCCAGACAGGACCGCACAGUUCCUAUCAGGGGGCUCUUCCAGCCCCCGUGUGGCCAAGAAACUCAGCCUCACCUCCACCAGCUCCACCUCCAGCCUUCAGGAGCCAAAGAGGUCAGCCACCAGAGGAGCCUCCCCAGGACCAGAGCUCUUUCUGGGGGAGAGGGGGAGAGAGCACAGGGGGGGAAGGCUGGAGCCCGGGCUAGGAUUAGAGGAACGAAGGCAGUCAUUCGGAAAGGGAGGGGUGAGGCUGGGGGCGGGGUUGACCCCACCAGGGGGGUUCAGGGUGAGGAGUGGCAGUAUCAGCUCCCUGAGUGGGAAAGAAGAACUGACUGACUACCACCAUCGCCAGAGAGACGAGAGACUACGAGAACAGGAAGUGGAGAGACUGGAACUCCAACGGCUGGAGACCAUCCUGUCUUUGUGUUCAGAGCUGGGGCGAUCGGAGCAGGACAGGGAGAAGGGUGUUGGUUCUAGUCCAGGUACCGGUCUAGCCGACCUUCAAAAGAUCAACCGGGAACUAGAGAAGCUCCAGGUCUCUGACGACAAAGAGCCAGUAUCCGUCUUCUUCGACUUAACCGUUGACAGAAAUGGUACUGGCUCGGAAAACAAUUAUUAUGGUAAUGACAAGGAGCGCCAGGUCGGACAGCGAUGGAGCAGCGAUCCCCGUGACAACAGGGCGGAAUCGCCCGUCGUCACUCUACGAAGCUCUGCCUCCUCGCCCACCCAGUAUCUACCGAGGACCAAUCAGGCGCAGGCGGAGGAGGGACAGCGGAGGAAGGAAGAGACCCGUGCGGAGGAGGGACAGCGGAGGAAGGAAGUGACCCGUGUGGAGGAGGAGAGGAUCCAGGUGCUCAACAACAUGGACAAGCUGGAACAGAAGAUCAAAGAACUGGAUAACCAGAUGGAUGAAUCACUCAGAGAAGUAGAGAUGGACACACUCACUCCCUCUCUCUCCAUCCAGGUGGAGGUGGAGGGUGCCCUGGUGCAGGCUGAGCAGGAGGCGGAGCUAACAGCUCUGCAGCAGGAGAGAGAUGCUGUGGAGACACUCGACACCAAGAUGGCCGUCAUGGAACAACAGGCACCGGAUCAGAAGACUCAGGACUCUGAGGUGCUGGAGGCUGAGACGAAGCGUUUUAAGGACCUGGAGGACCAGCAGAUGGAGAGAGAGAGGCGUCAUGAUGAGGAGAAAGAGAGGCGUCAUGAUGAGGAGAAGGAGACAAGCACACAACACCUUGUCAGAGAGAUCACUGACUAUCAACUCAGCACCGUCACACGCAAGGAGAGGCUGGUGACCCUGAAGAAGCAGGCGGACCUGAUUACCCAGCAGGCUCAGCGAGAGAAGGAUAGCUUUCUGAAGGAGAGGACCAACCUGCAGAUGAUGCUGCAGAGGGAGAAAGAGAACCAUGCCUCUCUGGAGAGGAAGUAUGCUGACCUCACAGGAGGGCGGCACUUCCCUCUCAGUACUAUCAGUCUCAAGGAGCACUUCCGUUCGCUGGAGGAGAGGAGGUCAGUGAAAGAAGGCGGGGCCCACCUGAGUGACAUGUUACCCAGGAAGAAGACCACUGUCACCCCUCAGCUCAGCUGUGUUACACUGGGACACAGCAUGCUUAACAAGCAGCCCCUGGUGCAGAGUUGUAGCUGUGUCAGUGUUCUACCAAGGACCAUGUCUGUCUCCAGCAAUACAGAUACACGCCGUCUGCACAAGGGUCAGGCCACCCGGUCCAACAUGUACCUGGACAGUGACAACGGCCAGGCCUACGACACCAUGAGCAUGGACAGCUUGGACUCCAUGGACACCAGCGUCUCUGUCUGCUCACCUGACAAUGUCUCCUGUGCCAGCACGUCUAAUGUGACCAGACUGGAGGAGAUGGAGCAUCUACUGAGACAGGCCAAGGAAGAGAAGAACCGCCUCAUAGAACACAAGCAGGAGCAAGAGAUGGAGUCGCGCAAACAGGCUCUGGAGGAGGAGAGGAGGAGGGUGCAUCUGGAGAAACGACUGCAGGAGGAGACCAACAGACGACAGAAACUCAUUGAUAGGGAGGUGAAACUACGCGAGAAACAGAGAGCACAGUCCCGUCCUCUGACGCGCUACCUGCCGGUGCGUAAGGAUGAUUUUGACCUGAGGGCCCAUAUAGAGUCAGCGGGCCACAGCGCUGACACGUGUUUCCACCUGUCCCUCACGGAGAAGAUUUGUCGAGGAUUCCUGGUCAAGAUGGGGAGAUUGAUCAAGACCUGGAAGAAACACUGGUUCGUCUUCGACCGCGACCGGCGAACACUCUCCUACUUCUCAGACAAGCACGAGGCCAAGCUGAAAGGUGUCAUCUAUUUUCAAGCCAUAGAAGAAGUUUACUACGACCACUUAAAGAAGGCAUACAAGAGUCCAAACCCAUGUCUGACGUUCAGUGUGAAGACUCAUGACAGGAUCUACUACUUGCUGGCCCCCUCUCCUGAGGCCAUGAGGAUCUGGAUAGACGUUAUCGUCACCGGGGCCGAGGGAUACACUCAGUUCAUGGUGUAGAAGGUGUGAUGUGUUCAGGGUGGAGGGAUACACUCAGUUCAUGGUGUAGAAGGUGUGAUGUGGCCAGGGUGGAGGGAUACACUCAGUUCAUGGUGUAGAAGGUGUGAUGCAGCCAGGGUGGAGGGACACACUCAGUUAAUGGUGUAGAAGGUGUGAUGUGGCCAGGGUAGAGGGACACAUCCAGUUAACGCUGUAAAGAGUGGUGCUUCGGCCAGAGUGGAAGGAUGCGACCAGCGUGCGGUUCUGGGGCCAGGACUAGAUCCUCUCUUUUGGCCAGUGUAUUUAUGCUUCAUUAUGUUGAAAAAGUGAUUGGUCGUUGAUUAACUAGCAAUGUACAUAGCAACCACAGGAGGUUAGUGACAUAUUAUGAGCCGUCCUCACCUCAGCAGUCUUCACUGAUAGCAACAUGAUGUGCUGUAGUAAACAAGCAAAACAGAACAGUCAUUAAACUUCCUGGUUGUAUAGGGAUCAAGUUAGUGAUAUUUACUCAGCUCUUGUGUCCUCCAGUGUAGCCAGAGGUCAAAUCAUCUCUGCAUGGAGUGUCUGGGGUCCGGCUAGCCAGGGGUUGAUGCGUUAUUGGGCAUUAAUGUGCUUUUUAACCAUAAAAAAAAACUUGAAAACA
This is a messenger RNA of Salvelinus fontinalis (brook trout), 4575 nucleotides long. RefSeq names its product pleckstrin homology-like domain family B member 2. Bases 465 to 3953 code for a protein of 1162 amino acids. The transcript is spliced from 19 exons. The record is from RefSeq and is a predicted model, not a curated record. Gene Ontology annotation, cellular component: basal cortex. Gene Ontology annotation, biological process: regulation of microtubule cytoskeleton organization. Lineage: Eukaryota; Metazoa; Chordata; Actinopteri; Salmoniformes; Salmonidae.